Molecule: messenger RNA, 2511 nt
Organism: Musca vetustissima
Lineage: Eukaryota; Metazoa; Arthropoda; Insecta; Diptera; Muscidae
Gene: mh
Exons: 3
Coding region: 1-2511 (836 amino acids)
Biological process (GO): DNA repair
Cellular component (GO): nucleus
Molecular function (GO): single-stranded DNA binding; polyubiquitin modification-dependent protein binding; metalloendopeptidase activity
Source: RefSeq, a predicted model, not a curated record
AUGUCGUCGGAAGAUGCAGACUAUUUGUAUGCAUUGGAAAUGCAAAAACGCCUGAAUGCCCUGGAAGGUGAGGGCGAUAGUGAUAUAGAAGAAAUCGAUUUUAAGAAGCCGCCGGUAAAGAAUUUCAGCAUUAAAAACAAAAAACCUCUACAAAUUAAACGCAGUAAUCCCCAUUCAAAUCUCGAUGAAGAAUUUCUUAAUCGCACCCAGAAUCUGGUUCAUCCCCAGUGGGAGACAUUGGAUCCAACACCAGAUAUUUUCUCACUCUUUGGACAAUUCGAUACGAAGUUCUUUCAGGGACGACUGAAAUGUGUUACUCUGGAAUGGAGUAAACGUAUGUACAGCUGUGCUGGAAUAUGUUACUCGCGUCGGAAUCGUUAUGGCAUGGAUAUCACCAUUCGGCUGAGUGAGCCGUUGUUGAAGCUGAGAACACGCAAAGAUUUGGUUGAGACCAUGUUGCACGAAAUGAUACAUGCCUAUUGUUUUGUAUUGAAUAUACGUGAGGGUAACGGUGGUCAUGGUCCAAAUUUUAAGAAAAUUAUGCAUAGCAUUAAUACGGUGGCGGGGACUAACAUCACCGUCUACCACACAUUCCAUGAUGAAGUGCAGCUGUACAAACAACAUUGGUGGCGUUGUAAUGGCAUCUGUCAGGAUCGUUCACCAUUUUUUGGUUAUGUUAAGCGGUCAUCGAAUCGUGCUCCGGGUCCUAAUGAUCAAUGGUGGGCCAGUCAUCAUGAAUCGUGUGGUGGCACAUUUAUGAAAAUCAAAGAACCCGAAAAGAAAAAGAAGGGCCGUCCAUCGACCAAAGAAAAGGAUGGCAAGGCAUCAGCAGCACCGGCAGGAUCCACAGAUUUACGUAAGUUUUUCACACCACAAACUUCGACAGCAAACAGUACGUCAUCAUCGUCGUCGGCUUCAUCAAAUGUUAAGGGCUUUGGUAAUUUAAAUGGUGGCUUUAAAGGACCUGUUAAAACCAAUGGUGGGGGUACCAUGCUAUUAAAUCCCAAAACUAAAACGAACACAACCACCAAUAACAACAAUACCCCCACAAAUACAUCAUCCAUAGCUAAGGCUUUCCCACCAUCAUCAUAUCCUGGCUUAUCAUCAGAUCCAUUUAAUGUGGAUUUGAAUAGAACAGGAGGAGCAGGUGCAGGUUCUGCAGCGGGUAAACGAAAUACCACUACCACAACACCACGCACACCUGCUGUGGGCAAUCUUCGCAAUGUAGUGGGUUUUAAAGAUAUUGGUGGUUUAGGCGGUUGUAGCUCCUCAUCCCCAUCGGGAGGAGGAGGUAAUCCUGGUCGUGCUGUAUCAGGCUUCAAAACAACCAACUCGUCGGCUAGUUCAAGUGAUUGGGGUCGUGGCAUGUCUCUGACAAAUAGUUCACAUAACGUAUCUAUCUCCUCUAGUCCUGAGGGUGAGACGGUAGAUCGUAAACAUUUGCGGGAUCUAUGGUCCAAACGUUUUGGUGGUAGCAAUAGUGGUGGUGGUUUUCGUUGGACUUCGAGUUCUAAUGAUAAAAGGAAUAGCAAUGAUUUAUCAGCAGGUGAUUCCAAACGUCGGCGUAUAUCCAGUGAUGCACCAUCUUCAAAUAAUGAUAAUGAUGAUAUCAUCUUUGUGGCCGAUGAAAGUUCAGGCCGAAAGAAAAAUAAAUGGGAAGUUGUUGAUGAUGAUCUGAUGAUAAACGAUCAACCGCCAGCUGUUAUAACACUCUCCUCCGAUGAUGAUGACGACUCCGACACAGAAGGUUUAAAACCAAAAAUUAACAAAAAUAUGACCAUGGAUCAGAGACAGACAUUAAUAAAACAAGAAAUUAUAGAUGAAUCGGUAGAUUUAUGUGAUGAUGAAAUUGAACUAAUAGACGAUGAGUAUGAUGAUAGCCUUAGCGCAGCUGCAGAAUUGGCUGAUACCAGUGUCAUUGAUGAAUUCUUCGGUGAAGAUACCCUACUCAAAGAAUUCAAAAGAGAAAAUGACUGUAAACCCUCAUCGUCCAGGCAUCAAAUGGAUCCGGAUAGUGAUAUAAUUACAUGUCCCAUAUGUCAAAGUAAAAUGACCCGUGCCGUGUUUGCGGAACAUCUUAAUGGCUGUACGGGCAUUACAAGAAAAAUACUACCACCCAAAACGGCACUUAAAAAAUUGGCUGCCAUUUCUAAAGAGGCUAGACCUAAACGUAGACCCAGACCUUCGUCGUCCACUACACGAGAUAUAUUGCGGAAUGCCGGUUAUUCUGAUGCCGAUUUGGCAGCAAUCCAAUCGGCCAGUAGUAUGGAUGAAGAUGAUGAAGAAGAUGAAUUUCUACGUCGAUCUGGCAUUUCACGUAGAAGUAACAACAAUACUACCACUGCAUCUACCAUUUCAUCGCCCCAAGAUUUAAAUUCCUCAUCUGAAGAUGAGAACACCAGACGAUUCCGUUUACGUAAUGUUUACAAGACCACAAGACAGUGUCCCGUCUGUGCCAAGGAAGUUGAAGAGACACAAAUGAACACCCACUUAGAUGUUUGCUUGCUGUAA